AUGGGCCGCGGCAGCGGGUCUCCCAUCGUGGAGCAGCAGCAGCAGCAGCAGCAGCAGCAGCAGAUGCAUCAUCUCGGCGCGCUCGCG
This is a messenger RNA of Eimeria acervulina, 87 nucleotides long. RefSeq lists its product as hypothetical. The annotation marks the transcript as partial. The record is from RefSeq and is a predicted model, not a curated record. The transcript has a single exon. NCBI's taxonomy places the organism in Eukaryota, Apicomplexa, Conoidasida, Eucoccidiorida, Eimeriidae.